AUGUGCAGCUGUGGGGAGCUUCACUGGGGUUGGGGGCGCUGUGCCCCCGGCCCCGUGCUGCUCCUGAGCCUGCUUCUGUCUGCAGCCCCGGCGGCCCUAAUGGGGGAGGAGACACGCCGGGUGUCUCUGGAGGUCAUCCCCAACUGGCGGGGCCCCCCUCAGAAUUUGCUUCAUAUCCGUGCAGUGGGCACCAACUCCACCCUGCAUUACGUUUGGAGCAGCCUGGGACCUCCAGCGGGACUCCUGGUGGCCACUAACACCCCCAACAGCUUCCUGACGGUCAACUGGAGCCGCCUGCUGUCCCCUGAGCCUGAUGAGGGUCUGAUGAUACUCCCCAAGGACAGCAUCCAGUUUUCUUCUGCCCUUGUCUUUACCAGGCUGUUUGAAUUUGACAUCACCAACAUAUCUGAGACAGUAAAGUUCCCAGGAAAACCGUACCCCCCAUACUCUUUGGCUGAAUUCUCCUGGAACAACAUUACAGACUCGCUGGAUCCUGCCACUCUAAGCACUACAUUUCAAGGCCACCCUAUUCACGACUCUACCAAAGCUUUUGCCAAUGGCAGCCUGAACUUCAGGGUCCAAGCAUUUUCCAAAUCUGGCCGACCAGCCCAACCCCCUCGCCUCCUGCACACAGCAGACACCUGCCAGCUGGAGGUGGCCCUGGUGGGGGCCUCGCCCCGGGGAAACCACUCUCUGUUUGGACUGGAGGUAGCCACCUUGAGCCAGGGCGCUGACUGCCCCUCAGUGCAGGAACAGCACUCCAUUGACGACGAGUACGCACCAGCCGUCUUCCAGUUGAACCAGCUGCUGUGGAAUUCUUUCCCAUCAGGCUUCAUGCAGUGGCGACCAGUGGCUUUCUCCCAGAAGCAGGGGAGCCGAGAGUCGGCUCUACCCUGCCAAGUAUCCCCUCCUCACCACACCUUGACAUACCCACUUCCCCAGUCACCCAUUGUCCGGGCUUUCUUUGGAUCCAAGACCAACUUCUGUGCCUUCAAUCUGACAUUUGGGGCUUCUGCAGGUCCUGGCUACUGGGACCAACACUACCUCAGCUGGUCGAUGCUCCUAGGUGUGGGCUCCCCUCCAGUGGAUACUUUGUCUCCACUAGUCCUGGGCAUCAUGGCAGUGGCCCUGGGAGCUCCAGGCCUCCUCCUGUUAGGGGGAAGCCUGAUUCUGCUGCUGUGCCACAAGCGGAGUUCAGAGUACCAGCCCCUAAACUGA
This is a messenger RNA of Elephantulus edwardii (Cape elephant shrew), 1218 nucleotides long. RefSeq names its product chromosome unknown open reading frame, human C1orf85 (gene GLMP). NCBI's taxonomy places the organism in Eukaryota, Metazoa, Chordata, Mammalia, Macroscelidea, Macroscelididae. Bases 1 to 1218 code for a protein of 405 amino acids. Gene Ontology annotation, cellular component: lysosome. The transcript is spliced from 6 exons. The record is from RefSeq and is a predicted model, not a curated record.